This is a messenger RNA of Acaulospora colombiana, 1945 nucleotides long. NCBI's taxonomy places the organism in Eukaryota, Fungi, Glomeromycota, Glomeromycetes, Diversisporales, Acaulosporaceae. The record is from the annotation of a GenBank genome assembly.
CAUGCACCCAAAAUACAAGAAAAAGGCAAAGAAGAACAAAGAUGGGGACAAAAACGGAGAAAUAUCUGAUAAAGAACGGAAGCAACGAAUGUUCCCUGGUCUUUCGCUCCCUGACCAAGAGUGGAAGCCUUCAUUCCAAGAUGCCGACAGUAAAGAUGCAAUCUCAAAGGAGGUGGAAGGCAUUAUGUCAAAUCUAGAGGGAUUAGCAAAAAAAGCAAGACCGAGAGCAGCUGAUUUGAUGGAUGAAGAUGAACCACAAUUGAAAAGGCGAAGACUAGAUGUCUCUCCGCCCCGCAGACGUAGUCCGUCACCACCGAGAAAUGACGACCGUAAUGGUUAUGGUUACGAUAAUCGUGGUCGUGACGCAUAUCGAAGAGACAAACGCGUAGAGCUGGAUGACAGGCCUGUCGUUUAUAAAAUCUAUGACGGACGUGUUUCAAGCAUUCGGGAAUUCGGGGCCUUCGUGCAGCUGGAGGGUGUUAAAGGUCGAGUAGAAGGUAAGUUUAUGCUUUCAGGGACGCGAACGACGCCUAAUGAAUGCUUAGGUUUGGUGCACAUAUCGAAAAUACAACAAGCUGGGAGGGUAAACAACCCUGGAGAUCUGCUUAGUCGAGGUCAAAUGGUCAAGGUUAAAGUAUUACAAGUAACAGGCUCGAAAACGAGCCUUUCGAUGGCCGAUGUUGACCAAAGGACCGGGGCGGAUCUGACACCUCAUUUACGGAUCAAGUCUGAAGCGGAGAUGGAAGAAGAACGUGCCGCUAUGGCUGCUAGAUCUACAACAGGCUCUAAUAAUAUCCCACUUGGACGUGGCGCAGAGGCGCCAACUCGUUCUGCUAGGCGUCUUACCUCACCCGAGCGGUGGGAGAUCAAGCAACUUAUCGCAGCUGGGGAAUUGGAUCCAUCAGAGUACCAGGAGCUCGAUGAGGAUUUCUUCAACCCUGCUGCACGUGCAGAGGUUGAGGAAGAGUUAGAAGUGGAGAUCCGAGACGAAGAGCCAGCAUUCCUGGCUGGCCAGACAAAACGCUCCCUCGAAAUGAGUCCCGUAAAAAUUAUCAAGGCCCCAGAUGGGUCCCUGAACCGAGCUGCUUUACAAGGAGCAGCUUUGCAAAAGGAAAGGAAAGAGCUGAGGCAACAAGAGCUCAACGAAGAAGCCGACGCUGAGGCACGAGACUUUUCUACACCAUGGUUAGAUCCUAUGGCUCAAGGCUCAGAGAAGAUCUUUGCACAAGAUUUGAAGGGUCAUAUUCUUGGACAAAAAGCGAACGAACAACAAGAGUGGAGAGCAGCGACUUUCAACAAGACCACAACCUUUGGUAAGAUCACAAACCUAUCCAUCGAAGAACAACGCAAAGGACUCCCCAUCUACCGUCUGAGAGAGACUUUGGUUCAAGCCGUUCGAGAUACUGGAUCUGGGAAAACAACACAGAUGACUCAAUAUCUCGCCGAAGGGGGAUUUGCUGAAAAAGGAAGGAUUGGGUGCACCCAGCCAAGGCGUGUAGCUGCCAUGUCAGUUGCCAAGCGUGUAGCUGAGGAGGUCGGUUGUCGUCUUGGUCAAGAAGUUGGAUACACCAUCCGUUUCGAGGACUGUACAAGCCCAGAGACUCGCAUCAAGUACAUGACGGACGGAAUGCUUCAACGAGAAUGUCUUAUAGAUCCAGACAUGUCCGCAUAUUCUGUCGUCAUCCUUGACGAAGCCCAUGAACGGACGAUCGCAACUGACGUCUUGUUUGCCUUAUUAAAGAGCUGGAAAACGGCGACCGGAUUUAAGGGUCAUUGUCACGUCGGCAACAUUAGACGCGGAAAAGUUCUCGCAAUAUUUCUUCUCAUGUCCAAUCUGUACAAUUCCUGGCAAGAUUUUCCCAGUCGAGGUGCUUUACUCGCGAGAGCCCGAAACGGAUUACCUAGACGCAGCUCUUAUCACCGUUAUGCAAAUUCACCUCUCUGA